Cynoglossus semilaevis (tongue sole) is the source of this 4150-nucleotide messenger RNA. RefSeq names its product solute carrier family 6 member 14 (gene slc6a14). Gene Ontology annotation, cellular component: plasma membrane. The transcript has 15 exons. Bases 492 to 2396 code for a protein of 634 amino acids. Lineage: Eukaryota; Metazoa; Chordata; Actinopteri; Pleuronectiformes; Cynoglossidae. Gene Ontology annotation, molecular function: (R)-carnitine transmembrane transporter activity; alanine transmembrane transporter activity; beta-alanine transmembrane transporter activity. Gene Ontology annotation, biological process: sodium ion transmembrane transport; amino acid import across plasma membrane; (R)-carnitine transmembrane transport. The record is from RefSeq and is a predicted model, not a curated record.
UGACCACUGUGUAUGACCAGUCACAGCGGUGGCCUCAGGGCGUUGUUGACACAGGGUUAGUGGCCCUGAGUCACUCACCUAAAUCAUAUGCUGUCAUUGCAUGGUUGUCCUGAAUUCUUCACUUUUGUCCAUCAGUCCACACUGACGACACGCUGCUGUUAUCACUCACUCCCAAAGGAGGAGUAGAAUAAUAACACGAUAACACGUGGUUUGUCACAGCAGCAUGACACUGUCCAGACACCGUCUGAAGACGUCUAAAAUUAUCUGUAAAAAUCACAACAUUUCCCUAAUCCCAGGUUAUUAAUCGCCUAAAAUAAACUACAUGUGCAACUUCGUCUGUGUGGUUAUGGGGAGGAGGCGUCGGCGCAGGUGAUUGGCUGGAUACCUGACUGCCUUGUCUGGGGGAGGUGUAUGUUUGGAGGUACUUUAAAGCAGCCCGAGCUGAAUUAUUUGAAUUUCCUGUAUGGACGUCUCGUAUCAGGUGAAAAGAGAUGAGGAAAGUUGGCUGGAACAAUCUGAGGGAUUUAAUCAUCAGGAACCCUGGAGUGGUCGAUCAGGACCCAAAGGAUGAAGGUGGGGAAGAGACCAACGAACGAGGAAGCUGGGCCAGUAAGAAGGAGUACAUCCUCUCUACAAUCGGCUACGCCGUUGGACUGGGAAACAUCUGGAGGUUUCCAUAUUUGGCCUACAAAAAUGGAGGAGGAGCUUUUCUCAUUCCUUACUUUGUGAUGUUGGUGGUGACUGGAAUCCCACUUUUCUUUCUGGAGAGUUCUAUCGGCCAGUUCUGCAGCCAAGGGCCCAUUAACAUAUGGAGAGCAGUGCCUAUACUGCAGGGUGUGGGUGCGGCCAUGGUCAUGGUGACUCUGAUCGUGUCCAUUUACUAUAACGUCAUCCUCUCCUACAGCUUGUACUACAUGUUCGCCUCCUUCCAGUCACCUCUGCCCUGGUUUGACUGCGGCGACUGGGCCGACGCUAACUGUAGCAACACAAUACCAGUGCCUUGUAACAUGAGUGAGGUGUUAGGGGUUAAUGUGACUCAGGAGAACGUCACCUGCCAUUUAUCAAAUGUAUCAACGACUGUUCACUUGCAGAGUCCAAGUGAACAAUACUGGGAUCGUGUUGCUCUACAAAGGUCCAGUGGUCUGGACGAAACUGGACCUGUGGUCUGGCACCUGGCCCUGUGUCUGCUGCUGAGCUCCAUCAUUGUUACAGCAGCUCUCAUCAGAGGCAUCAAGUCAUCAGGGAAGGUUGUGUAUUUUACAGCCACAUUUCCCUACGCUGUCAUCUUUAUCCUGCUGAUCCGAGGUGUGACACUGGAGGGCGCUAUGGACGGGAUUGAGUUCUACAUCGGUUCACAGUCGAAUAUGACUAAACUGACUGAAGCUGAGACCUGGAAAAGUGCAGCGACCCAGACCUUUUAUUCUCUGUCUAUUGGCUGGGGUGGAGUCAUGACCCUGGCUUCAUACAACAACUUCCAAAACAAUGUGUUCAAAGACACAUUUGUGGUGACACUGACUAAUGCAGGCACCAGUGUACUUGCAGGUUUUGCAAUAUUUUCAAUUCUGGGUCACAUGGCUCAUAGCUACGAAAUUCCUGUUGAACAGGUUGUAAAAGAAGGGUUUGGUCUGGCCUUCAUUGCAUAUCCAGAUGCUUUGUCCAAGCUUCCCGUAUCACCUCUGUGGUCCGUCUUGUUCUUUGUCAUGCUUCUGACAGUUGGCCUGGACUCCCAGUUUGCAGGGAUAGAGGUGAUCACCACCUGCCUGAAAGAUGCAUUCCCUAAAGUGUUCAAAAAUAAACACGCCGUUCUGACUGUGACCACAUGCACUUUCCUAUUUCUCCUUGGUUUACCGUGUGUCACACAGGCAGGAAUAUACUGGGUGACGCUGAUCGACCAGUUCGUUGCCACAUGGGUGCUUCUUGUUUUGGUCCUGUUGGAGAUUAUUGGCGUCAUCUACAUAUACGGAGGGAACCGUUUUAUUAAAGACAUCGAGAUGAUGCUUGGAAGAAAGAGUUUUUGUUUCUGGCUGUGGUGGAGAGCAUGUUGGUUUUUCAUCAGUCCCAGUAUAAUAACAGUGAUCCUGGUCUGGUCUUUGAUGACAUUAGAGCCAGCUUCAUAUGGAAACGUGGAGUACCCAGCCUGGGGCCUGGCUUUGGGCUGGUGCAUGGUUGUGUUCAUUCUCCUCUGGAUCCCUGGCUUUGCUAUUUAUAAGUUGAUAAGGACAGAAGGAAGCCCCUGGCAGCGUUUCAAGUCAUUGUGCUCCCCAUCAAAAGACUGGCAUCCCUACCUGGACAUCCAUCGAGGAGAACGUUACGCAGACGUACAGUCCUGUGACCUGAGAACCCUCGAGAACAAAUCGCAUGUCGAUGUGAACGUUAUCAGCAGCUCUUGGCUCUGAGGUGUCUUUGGUGUUCUGACCUCACUCAGGUGGGUCUGUAUAAAACUACUUUGGACCCUAACAUUAUCUGGAUAGACAGACAUGCAGAGAGACAGACAGAAUAAGUAAGGCAGUAGAAUAAUUAAGGUUUAUCUGUGGUUUUUACGUCAGCAAUUGUGUCCCAGAGCCAUAAUAAAACCACACCUGUAUUAAUACAGUAUAAAUUCAAAUUCAGAGGUUCUUCUUUCAGAGCAGUAAAGGGAGAACGUUUUAGUUUGAAUCCUGGUGGAACUACAGCUCUAAUUUUGUUAUUUAAUCGUUCUAAUUUUCAAUUUAAGUUGUUUAUGCUUUUCAUGUGAAAUCCCAUUCUGUGGGUUCUGUUUACUGUAUAUCUCCUGUCAGCCCAUAGACUCUGUGCUUUGUUUUAUUUAUUCUUUAUUCAACUGUGAGAGAGUCACAGAAGAAGACGAGGUCAAAUUCCUUGUCUGUGUUUUUAUACCAGCCAAUAAAAUGUAUGAUGUAUAAAAUGUAUAAUGUAUAAAAUGUAUUCGGGUUUGGUGUAAUACUCUCUCUGCUUUAUUUUCCUGACAUGCAUAUUCCAUGUUCUUUGAGUGAAUGUCUAUCCUUCAGAUACAAUCUCAGAAAGUUUUAGCUUGAAGCUGUAUUAUGUAUGUAUUAUGCUCAAACACGAGGUUCCAGGCCUCCUCUGCUGCAGAAGAAUUACCUCCACAUCAUUUAUGACAACAUGACACAUAAAUCAUUUUUUCAAAGAUGCCAAAACCAGCCUGGGCCACCUUUCCUCAUUAGGAACAGUGCAGGAGAGGCGUAGACUUGUAAUCACAUAAUUUCCUCAAUAAAAAAAAACAAUAUCAGUCUAAAGCACUGACAAUAAGCCAGGUAAGCAUAUACAAUAUAUUCAAUAGAAAAGUCAAGCCAUGUAUUUCCUAAUAACAAAGCACUCGCUUAUACAGUAUAGACUGUAUGUAGUGUAGUUAUACAUAAUGUGACUUCAUUUGUAGGGAUGUCCGAUAUUAACUUUUUGCCGAUAUCUGAUAUGCCGAUAUUAUCCAAUUUCCGAUUCUGAUAUCAACCAAUACCGAUAUAGGCCUGGUGUUAUUUAUUGCAUUUAUCUAUACACACCACUGUAUGAUUAGGAGAUAAAUUAAAUGAGCUGCAAUGCUGCCAUCUAGUGACUUUCCCUUUAAUUUACAGCCGUUUAUCCCCAAAACUAUUUUUAGGGCACACAUCAUUUGGCAAAACUCAGGCAUUGCGUUAUCGGAUUUUUAUUUUUCGGAGGAAAAACCUGAUAACGAUUCUUACAGAUGUUACAUAUUAUGCUAAUAUCACUCGAUCGCAACGUCACCUGUAGCUCAACUUAAACAUUUUAGAGUCGCCGUGCCUGUGUGCUUAGUGAUUCAGUUAUAUUUACUGUACUACCUAUAUGUGUGACCUGACAGUGCACACACUGUUCACACUGUUUUUCCUCUGGCUCCUUUUUUGUUUCCUCUGGAUGUUUUUAUUAACCACUUACAUUACUAAAACCUAAACCCAAAUUAACAGAGAAAAACACAGCUGAAGGCCACACACAGUCUGAUUCUAGAUUAAACUGGUUUUUAAAAAGCUCUGAAAUUAUAAGGAUAUGGAAAAUAGCUGGAAAAUAUGCAGUGGCUUCCAAUUAUAGUGACUGUCAAUUAUGUGAGUUGUUUAUUCAUUUCUGCUCUAUUUAUACAUUAAAUAAUGUCUACAUUGUAAUGAUACAAUGUUUAAUUAUUAAA